Molecule: messenger RNA, 555 nt
Organism: Momordica charantia (bitter melon)
Lineage: Eukaryota; Viridiplantae; Streptophyta; Magnoliopsida; Cucurbitales; Cucurbitaceae
Product: Photosystem II 5 kD protein
Source: RefSeq, a predicted model, not a curated record
GCACUCUCCCACUCCCAAACAUUACCACUAUAUCCUUCUUCUCCCACUCUCUCUUCUCUCUCAACACAAAUCCAAUUUCUCCAAAUCCCCAAAAAUGGCGUCCACCGCAAUCGCAGCCUCCUUCCUCCCCCUCACCGCCAAGCAUCCCUCCGCCGCUACCCGGAGAGCCCUAAUCGUGGCCAAGGCCUCCGCCGCCGCGAACGACGCGUCCAAGCCCAACUUGGAGAUGAAUAGGAGUGUGCAGGUGGAGAGCUGGCAGGGGCGGCGGGAGUUGGUGGCGGCCGCCGUGACGGUGGCUGCGGCCACCUUGGCCAAGGCAGCGAUGGCGGACGAGCCGAAGCGCGGCAGCGCAGAAGCGAAACAGAAGUAUGCUCCGGUGUGCGUCACAAUGCCCACUGCGCGCAUCUGUCGCAACUGAUCGAGAGAGAUGUUUUUCUGCUGUGUCUUCUACUUCUUCUUCUCCAUUAAAACCAUUUCGUUUGGUUUCAGUGUUUGAUUGUAAAAUCUGUAAAAGAAAGCAAUGAAUUGCCAUGAACCUCUUGAUGUCUUUCUCUA